AUGCCUUCCUCACCCUCACAACCACCACUUGCCCGUUCUUCCACAGCCCCGUCGAGGCUUCUUCUCAGUUCUCAUCAAAAAUUAGGACUGAUCGGAAAUAAUUUAGAAGGUAGUUAUUUAGAUUCAUCCAACAUUAUGAAUAGUGGAAUGAUUUUGCCAUUGAGAUUAGACUUGGUUGCUGCUGGACGAUCUCGGAGUAAUAGUAGAGCCAUUGCUCAUGAAACAAGUACCAUAAAUUAUGAAUUAUUUUCUUUAAAGAGAAUUAUUUCAUUAUCUACCGGCACUUAUCCUAUGAAUUCCAAUGAUUAUACGAUUGAUACCUCCCAAUGGGAAGAGAUUUCAAUGAGUCAAUCGUAUUGGAACAAAUAUAUUAUGAAAGAAAAAAAAACAAAUGAUAUUGACUUUGACAAGCAAUCAUCAUCAGGUGAUAGUAUCGGAAAUGGACAAGGGCUAGAUAUGUCUGUAAUUUUGGCGAAUACACAAAGCGGAAUUGGUGAUGAAUCGUUUUUUAGUAAUGCUCUCAAAACUAAUUCAAAAAUGUCACCUCGAAGCGGAAGUUCGAAAAAAUCACAAGACAGCUCUAGUAAUUAUUCUUCUCCUGUACUCGGUAUUAACAAUAUUGCUAAACCAGUAACUUUUAAAAACGUAAUUUCAGGUGGUACCAACUCCCUGUAUAAUGUUAUUGCCAGUUUGUGCUCGAAUAAUGUCAUUGUAUUGAGAUUUUUUGGUACUGUCAAAUAUCUUGAUAGAGACGACGAAAAAUAUAAAAUUGUGAAGGGUCAUGACGAUGAUGAAAUAUCUGAGACUGAAAGUGUUGCGUCCAUAGGCUCUACGAGCAAUGACAUGCAAAAUAAUGCUCAUUUUCGAUAUGAAGAUGAAGAUUAUUCGAACAACAAAUUAUGUUCACCAAUUGUGAGGUGCUUGAGUUAUUUUCAUGAAAAUGGUAUUGAACUAGAAACUAUUGCUAUGGACGAAACUGCUCGUUGGCUUAGUUGCAUUACAGCUGAUGCUGACGUGUAUAUAGUGCCAAUUUGUAGAUUGUUCUUCCCCUACAAUUCUGACAACAGUUAUCCUUUCAAAAAGAAUCUAGAUGGAGAUGAAGGAAAAGGUUCCAAUCAAUAUCCAUCUCUAUUUGAUUACACUCUAUUUAAGCUGGAAUCUCCUUUAGAAGCUUCUCAAGCAACAACAGUGCUAGCAACGGAAGCUUUAAAUUUGAACAUGAUGAAAAAUAUUGAACUGGUAAUCACAAAUUCAUCUAGUUCAAUCAAGAAGCACCAACAAAUCCAAAAAUAUCAACAGAAACAUCUGACAGGCUCGCAAUCUCUUUUAGACUCAAUUGAAAGAACCGUAUUAACCACCAAUACAAAGGCAAAACGCCAGUAUCAACCUGUAAAGCAUGGACAAGUGACAUGUAGCGCAUGGUGGGUCACUUUCUCAAAUCAUCCAUUGAAGAAGUACUACUUAAUUUAUGGUACAGACAAAGGAUUCCUGAUAUUCCUGAAUUUACAUACAUUGAAGGAGGAUGCUGUGAUCGGUGGCUUCAAAUAUGGUAUCAAGAGUAUCAAAAUUGUUUCUGACGGAAAGUCUGUUUCGUUUUCAUUGGUGACAUGCGGCAAAGGAUCACACUACAAACAAAUUCUGGAACAUUUAGAUCUCAGCUUCCAAACAUUCAGAAACGUCUGUGACUAUUAUCAAACACAAAACUCCGUCGUAAACGUGGGUGGAAAUAAGGAUGUGAAACGAGAAAUGCAUAAUGACUCAGAAGUUUUCAAGCUUAGAAGAUUGGAACAAUUUAACAACGAAGGUUCUCCCUGCUACAUGAACGCCAAGUGGUUUGAAGAAAAACAAGCAAACUUAAUUUCAUGCCUGAAUAAGGAGAAAAAUAUCUUUUCUCUCUUCGAUGUUCAAACCAUAUCUCAAAUCGGAGAUCAAUCGACAAGAAGUAAGAGAGACGAGGUAUAUCCUCUUUUCCAAUACCAUCUUGGUGAGUCUACAAGCAUUGUCCAUCCAACCAAUCGAUUGUUAUUUUCUGUGCAAAGAGGGGAAGGAAGUGCCUCCAAAAGAGGACUUCUUGGAUCCCCUUCUGCAGAUGAUACAGAGUACCAAGAAAGGCUAUUUGUUAUAGGUAGAUCUCUACUUCUCAUGAACAAUGGACGUAGACAUGGUGGUGUUCUUCAAGAAUUUUUGUUACCCACAAAUGAAAUGGUGAAAGGAAUGAUGAGUGGAUUUUUGUAUCGAGACGACUCGUCAAAUCAAGGAAAAUUUAAAUCUGACCACAGCUAUGAAAUGGAAGGAGUAAUCUUUUGGACACAGACAGGAAUUUAUGAACUUAGACAGAAAUACUCUCCUCUCAGAAUUUUUGAAUACAUUAUUUCCAACAAACAAAAUAUUAUCAAGGACGGCAAUUUGGUGGAUCAAUUUGGGCAAACCUUUGAGCUGGAUCUCUUUUCACUUUACGAGCAGUAUGCUGAUGAGCGAUUUGAACAGGAAGAUUAUGAUUUCGCAUUCACAUUAUACAAACUUUCGAAUGUUAGUGAAGUGAAAUAUGUGAAUAGAUUAUUACAGGCAGAGAGGUCUGAAGAGGCAUUUAAAUAUUUACUAUCAGUUUUGGAAAAUUCUAGCGGUAUUUCGUUAAUGAAACGAAAACAACUCUCCAAUCUAUUGUUUGAAUGCUUUAUGCAAAAACUAAUUUCAACAUCAGAGGUUAACACUGAUAUUUUGAAACAAUUUAGACAAUAUUUAUUGACCAAUACUGACAUUAAUCCACAAGCUGUGAUUUCUCAACUCGUCCAGUAUUGCUGUUGCAAUGAUAUCAAGCUCAAUAAUGAACAAGAGACAUCGUUGAUUAAUAUGGAACUCAUUUUAGAAAUAGCUCACAAGCACAAUUUGAUGAAAUUUACACUUCAAUUUUUAGUUUCUCGAGGAUAUAUUUCAGUACUCUCAGAAAAAGGAGCAAUCAAAUAUCUUUAUGACAAUGAAUAUGGUUAUUUGACUCAAAGCAUUGGCUGUGGUGUGUUGCUACACCACUGCACAGCAAACACUAAAGCCAAGUUUUUAUUGGAAUAUUUAGAGCAAAUGCGCACGAUCAGACUCAAAACGUUCAUGAACGUUGAGACCAUCCAACGAGAGUCAUCUGAUGACUUCUUUAGCAUGGAUUUUAAAUCACAAAAACAACAAGUUAAGCAAGAGGCAACAUCUCAGACAGGUAGCUCCUCACUCAUCAAACAACAGUUGUUCUUUGAAGACCCACUCGAAGCCAUUCAGUACAACUCAAAACUUUUUGAUAUGAUGAUUAAUCUCCUUCCUCACAUCGACGACAUUUCCAUUCUCACUACAAUUUGUAAUAGAUUUAAUCCCGAAGAAAACCCAAACAUUUCCAAAGAAACAAGACAAAGUGCAUCUAGCUUAGUAAGAGAACCAACAUAUAGCAGAUAUUUCCACUAUCCAUAUAUCCAUCUGGAGCAACAUUUGGAGAUUUUUAUUAUAGCAAUGUUGUGUCUAGUAAGGUUGAAACGCAAAUUGUCAGAUGCUUUCGUGGAGAACCAAAACUCUUCGAAAUCGAAUUAUUUAGUAACAAACUUGUCUUCGAAUAGCCUCUAUACUCAUACACAAGAGAAGCUAGAACAGUGUGUGAAAUGUUACAACAUGUACAGAAAACAAUUCAUCGUCUCAUGCUGCUUGAAAUUCAACAAUAAGUCGGCCUUAGCGUUAAUUUAUGAAAAGGAUGAGAUGUGGAUUGACGCACUGUGCUGCAAGCUUGUGCAAAUCAAAGAAAAUUAUACAGAAUUUAUGAAACAUACCAACAACGAAAAUAAUGCAACAUCAAUCAUGGACAACACUUUGAAAUACUACUUUACAAUUUUCGACAGAUAUCUUACCAACAAAACCAAUGAUCUUGAUGAAGAAUCAAAACUCAAAAUACUUGAAAAAUUAUUCACCUUCUAUCAUAACAUGCAGUUUCCAACAUCCAAACUUGAAGAACACUGUAUCAAAAACAUACAUGUCAUAGGGGACAUUCUAUCAAUAUUAUUACUGUUGCAAAACCAUUCAAGUGUGAACUCUCAAGCUCUCAAAAAGAACCUUAAAUUUUCGCAUCAUUUUUAUCUUAAAAUUACGCAAAGCUACGUGAGAAAUGUCAAGAGAAAUGAGCGAGAUGAAGAAAGAUCGAUCAGAAAUCUCACACAACAAAUACUAAGAAAUAUGGAGAAGGAUAUUUACAGGAGAAAUCAUAUUACAGUUCCAACCUCUGACAUUGCAAAGCUUUCACAGCAAAGCCAAGACGAUAGAAUUGUUGUUUUUACUUGUGGCGAUCAUUAUACACGAUCCAAUUUCACUUCUAAUAUUCUUAUCGAAUUUAAAAACCGUGUGAAUCAACUCGUUUCAGCCAUGCCUUCCGAUGUGAACAAAAAUAUAUUGAACACAGCCACAGAUAUCAUUAUGAAAGAUUAUCAAAACAUGACAGAAGAAAGAAGUCUUUACACAAAUCAAGCAUGUCCCGUUUGUGUCUAUAACUUUUUCUUAAAGAACGAGAAAGCUAAAAUACUCAAAUUGAAACCACAAACGACACGUAUGUUACACCAUCAACAACAACAACAACCAAAUACCAACACUCCUCCUCCCUUGAGUGAUCAAGCAUUGCAAUUUAUGAAUUACAUCGAAAAGCUUCCAACUUGGUCAUUACUGAAAUGA
Messenger RNA from Naegleria fowleri, 4689 nucleotides. RefSeq lists its product as uncharacterized. NCBI's taxonomy places the organism in Eukaryota, Heterolobosea, Eutetramitea, Acrasida, Naegleriidae. Bases 1 to 4689 code for a protein of 1562 amino acids. The transcript has a single exon. The record is from RefSeq and is a predicted model, not a curated record.